AUGGAUUAUUACAAGGAGCUUGGAAUUUCCAGAGAUGCAUCUGAAGAAGAUAUCAAAAAGGCGUAUUUUCGGCUGGCACUAAAAUAUCACCCCGAUAAAAAUCACGCGCCCGAAGCCACUGAAAAGUUCAAGAACAUCAGCCGAGCUUAUGAGAUUUUAUCCGAUCCUGAAAAGCGGCGCGUGUAUGAUAAUCAAGCUUCAGCCCCGCCGCCACAAAGCAAGCCGGCAUCCCAAAAUAGAUGGCCAAGACAAGAACAACAACAACCCUUCUAUGAUCCAUUUGCGGGGUUCCAUUUCCAUACACCCGAAGAAAUCUUUGCACAAUUCUUCAAUGGUCGUGACCCCUUUGCUGCAAUGAUGGGCGAUCCGCUCUCUUUAUCGCUAGACACCGAUCCGUUCUUUGAGCGACCCUCCAUCUUUUUUGAACAUCAUCAACCAAGGACAUACGCAAGCUUCAAUACCGAUUUCAGAAGGCACAUGGGCAAUGGUAGUAAAAGUUCGUCUCAAGUAACAACAACCUCUCGUUAUAUCAAUGGCAAAUAUGGAUCCGUUGUCGUGAAGACUAUACGUGAUAAUCAGGGUACACGUGUGAUUGAAGAUUAUGGCAAUGGAAGGAGGCGUGUUGUGGUGAAUGGCGUGGAAACGGAAAACACACUCACUCCUCAAGAGCAAUACAACCCUGUGAAACUGAUGACUCUAGAUACGUCUACACCUAACGAUGAAGCUCCACCAUCGUCUCGAAUGCCGCAAGAGCCACGCCGUGAACCAUAUGUGAAACCAUCACGUUCAGCUGCCCGACCCAUCCUAUUGGAUGAGAUAUCAGAUCACAAUAAUCGCUAUGGUCCUCGGCAGGGUGAUCAAGAACCUAGCAACGUAAGACGACACAUGAUACGACCUCCAGUGUCAGCAACUGCAUCCAUGCAACAACCAACAGGCGGUGUUCUUGAUACCUUGAAGCGUCUCUUUUGCUUUUGUUGUCCAUAA
This is a messenger RNA of Lichtheimia ornata, 984 nucleotides long. RefSeq lists its product as uncharacterized. The coding region runs from base 1 to 984 and encodes 327 amino acids. Lineage: Eukaryota; Fungi; Mucoromycota; Mucoromycetes; Mucorales; Lichtheimiaceae. Gene Ontology annotation, molecular function: Hsp70 protein binding. The record is from RefSeq and is a predicted model, not a curated record. The transcript is spliced from 8 exons.